This is a messenger RNA of Verticillium alfalfae VaMs.102, 300 nucleotides long. RefSeq lists its product as hypothetical. Bases 1 to 300 code for a protein of 99 amino acids. NCBI's taxonomy places the organism in Eukaryota, Fungi, Ascomycota, Sordariomycetes, Glomerellales, Plectosphaerellaceae. The transcript has a single exon. The record is from RefSeq and is a predicted model, not a curated record.
AUGGCCAACAGUAUCGAGAACAGAGGGCCAGAGUUGCUUGCCGUCAACAUUACAUUCAUAACCACGGCCCUGAUCUCCAUCUUUCUAAGAUGCUACGUCCGCGUCUUCAAGGUCAAGGCCUUUGGGUUCGAUGACUGGCUGAUGGCAGUCGCGACGGUCUUUUUCACGCUUUACGACAUUUCGUCAAGUAUCGGCACCCACUAUGGCACAGGUCGCCAUCAUGAGGACCUAGAAACCAGAAACAUCCACACCGCAAUGAUGGUAAGCAGAAUCGACCCCAUGGAGUAUGACCUGGUCUGA